UCACUUUCCGCGUUUUUAUGAUAAAAGCAACAAAAAAUCGCACAUAACAUAAAAACACACACAAACAUCAUAUUACACACAUCUGUCUGUAUGUAUAACAACAGAAUCCUUAACGACAAGGAGAAAUGAAGUUCUGUAAGAGAUAUGAAGAGUACAUGCAAGGACAACACCAUCAAAAACUACCUGGGGUGGGCUUUAAAAACCUUAAAAAGAUCCUGAAAAGAUGUCGGAAACAAGAACAAGAACACCAUAAAUUGCAUUUGCAGAACUUGAGCCUCGAAAGUCGCGCCAGCUCUUCUGCCCAGCUUCAUGAUUCAUCCUCUUGCCCUGAUCAUUGUUCGGUUUGCGAUGGCACGUUUUUUCCAUCCCUUCUCAAUGAAAUGUCUGCUGUGGUGGGUAGCUUCAAUGAGCGUGCACAAAAGUUGCUCGACUUGCAUUUAGCUUCAGGUGUUCAGAAGUGCUUUAUUUGGUUCAAAGACAAACUACAGGGAAACCAUGUUGCUUUAAUCCAAGAAGGCAAGGACCUGGUCAGUUAUGCAUUAAUCAAUGCCAUUGCCAUGCGUAAGAUACUGAAGAAGUAUGAUAAGAUUCAUUAUUCCAAUCAAGGCCAAGCUUUCAAGUCACAAGUCCAAAGUAUGCAUAUUGAGAUCCUUCAGUCCCCCUGGCUAUGUGAACUAAUGGCUUUCCACAUUAAUUUGAGAGAAACAAAGACCAAGAAAAGAGAUGCCCCUGAUUUCUUUGAUGGUUGUUCCCUCGAAUUCAAUGACGGAAAACCAUCUCUCUCUUUUGAGCUCCUUGAUUCUGUCAAGAUUGACAUAGACUUGACUUGUCCGAUAUGCUUGGAUAUAGUUUUUGAUGCGGUAUCUCUAACUUGUGGCCACAUCUUCUGCUAUAUGUGUGCUUGCAAGGCUGCAUCAGUGACAAUAGUGGAUGGACUGAAAGAAGCACAGUCCAGGGAGAAAUGUGCUCUCUGUCGAGAGGCAGGGGUCUAUGAAGGUGCUCUCCAUCUAGAAGAGUUGAACAUUUUAUUAAGUAGAAGUUGUCCGGAAUACUGGGAGGAACGUCGACAGUCUGAAAGAGCUGAGCGUACGAAGCAGGCAAAAGAACACUGGGAAUCCCAAUGCCGACUAUUUACCGGUGUCUGAACCUAAUUUCUCUUUUUAGUAGUUUGUUUACCUUUGCUUUGUUUCAACACUUUAAUGAACAUUAUUCUUUUGACAUGGACCAAAAUGCUGUUGAAAGACAUCAGAGCUUCUUAAAUCAAUUUGUAAUCUUUGUGUUACAUUUCA
Messenger RNA from Daucus carota subsp. sativus, 1289 nucleotides. Its product is annotated as probable E3 ubiquitin-protein ligase BAH1-like 1. Gene Ontology annotation, molecular function: metal ion binding. The transcript is spliced from 6 exons. NCBI's taxonomy places the organism in Eukaryota, Viridiplantae, Streptophyta, Magnoliopsida, Apiales, Apiaceae. The record is from RefSeq and is a predicted model, not a curated record. Bases 126 to 1145 code for a protein of 339 amino acids.